GAGUUUAUUUCCGGGUUUGUAGCGGGUCUGUAAGCAUUGACACAUAUACGUAUAUAUGUUUAUGUCUGUAGCGGGUCUGUAGCGGGUCCAGGAGACCCGGUGCUGCGAUGGGCUGGUAGGGACCCGGACCGGACCACACCGCCUCCCCCUGGUCCAUCAUGUCCGGGCAGAAGCGCUGCAACACCCUGAUCAUUACUGACGAUGAGGUGGAGGAGGUGAGGCAGCAGGAGGAGCAGGAGGAGGAGGAGGAGGAGGGACUGAACCCGUACUCCUUCAAAGAGUUUCUGCGCUGGAAAGACCAGGACCAGGACCAGGACCAGGACCAGGACCAGGAUCCAGACCAGCAGCAGACAGUGAGGAAGAGGCGUUUUGGGAACUUUGAGGCUGAAGUGAGCAGCUGUUUCCUCUCUGACGCCCACCUGGCAGCUCAGGAGGAGGAGGAAGACGGCGGGGGGCGGAGCCUCCAGUCAGGGUUCGGCAACACCUCCUCCCUGUGCUCUGAGGAGGAGGAGCAGGACGAGGAGGAGACCAGGUUCUCCUCCACGGCUGCAGGAGCAGGAGGAGCAGAGAACUACGAAGGGGACGAUGAGACGUCCCUGGCUGAAAUAGCCGGCUCCUGUGGGAGGAGGGGUGGGAGGAGCAGCCAGGUGCAGCAGCUGAAGCAGCAGAACAUAUCACUGAGGAGAACCGUCGGGGAGCUGCAGAGGAGAGCGGAGGACGCCCAGUGCAGGGUGCUGCAGCUGUCGGAGGAGCUGCUGCAGAAGAAACGUCAGGAGGAGAAGGAGGCCCAGGACCUGGAGAACAUGGUUCACUCUGUGGAGCAGAACCUGCACCUGAUGACGAGGCGAGCAGUGAAGGCGGAGAGCAGUGUUUCCAGACUGAAGGCAGAGUUACAGCAGCUGCAGGUGGAGGUGGAGUCUCUCCGUUCAGAAAACACCAGUCUGAAGACGACAGAGUCUGAGGUUGUCAUGACGAUGAGACGGAACGCUCAGGUGGCGUCGGAGUACCUGAACAGGUCUGCUAGUCAGGCCCACUCCUCCGUCAGGCAGCUGCUGGGGGAAGCAGAGACUCUCCGUCUGGUCUCUCAGCUCCUUCAGUCCAUUGAUAAGAUCUCCAGCAUCGACUCAGACCCCUGAACUCCUGGAUCUCCUCGGACCUCCACCUCUGACGGAUGGGAGGCUGUGGUUGUCAUGGAAACGGGCCGUCAGGUCCCAGGUCCUGUGAAGUCAGUUGCGUCUGUGGAGUUUUAUUUUGAAGGAGCAGAGGCUGGACAACCGGGCGAGACGUCCUCUGUGUCAGUGGACACUUUUCCACAGAAGCACUGGUGAAGCUGGACAUCAUCACCUUCAUCGUGUCUUAUUCGUAUUUGUGAUUGUGACGCAUCGAUUGGAAUGUUUCAAUUCGGUUAUCAGUCAUGGAGAUGAUUUGGGUUUAUUUUGUAUUAAAAGUUCUGUUGGAAUGAAGAUGAACGUUUGAAUGUGUUUUCUUCUCAUGGUUGUGGAGCUUUGCUGCUGAUUUUGUUAGACAGCUGCUUUUUAUUCUCAUUUCUGUUCUCUAAAGUCUUGGGUUUAAAAACAAUCUGAUUAUCAGAGACUCCUGAUCAGCAGUAGGAACAUCU
This is a messenger RNA of Cololabis saira (Pacific saury), 1618 nucleotides long. RefSeq names its product endosome associated trafficking regulator 1 (gene entr1). Gene Ontology annotation, biological process: positive regulation of cilium assembly; regulation of cytokinesis; positive regulation of protein localization to cilium. Lineage: Eukaryota; Metazoa; Chordata; Actinopteri; Beloniformes; Belonidae. The coding region runs from base 159 to 1136 and encodes 325 amino acids. Gene Ontology annotation, cellular component: centrosome; midbody; recycling endosome. The transcript has 10 exons. The record is from RefSeq and is a predicted model, not a curated record.